AUGGAGAAGGAGGAUUAUCUCAUUAAUGAUUCAGUUAUAAGAAAAACCCAAGGUAUAAAUGUAAAAGUCAAGCCGAGAAUGACAAUUUAUAAGCAUGUCGUUAUCAGAAGGCCGAGUAAAGAAGUCCCAGAUUUAAGCGCACAUUCUUUUUAUAGGACUUUACUCUACAUAAUAAAUAUAUAAAAUAAGAAAUUUGCAUUAAAAAUAUACUUUAUACCCCUUAUAUAGAUUCUUUAUCGAACAAAAUGCAAUGGACAGUUGAAAGGCCAGGGCAGACUCUCUCAAGGGACGAGCUGGAUCUCUAUGCCGGGAAGCGUUAAAAAGUGGGAUGCCAAAAAUGGUUUACAGUGUGAAAAAAAAAGUUGACAAGCAAGUGGGCCAAUUUUUAAAAUAGCUUUAUUAUCAAAUUAAUUUUAAAUUAAAUUGUACCCGUUUAGACUGGAAUUGAUUAAUAUCUUACUUACUUUUUUCUCUAUUCUGGGAAAUUUAGCUCAAAAGUAAAUUAGUUAAAUUAAGUAGAUUUUUAAAUAAACAAUGCCAAUUUGUUUAUGAUCAAAUGCUCUAUUAAAGCCAAAGUUUGUUUUGCACUUUUCAAAGUUCUUAAUGGCUCAUAAUAUAAUGCUAUUAAUGACUGAUAUGAUACUCCUUAGCAAAUUUAAUUUUUUUAGCAUGCCAUUUUUAACCUUUCCUGGUAUAGAGAUCCAGCUCAUCUCUUUGGGAGAGUCUGUCUUUGUCUUUCAACCGUCCAUUGCAUUUUUUUCGAUAAAGAAAUCUAUAUAAGGAGCACAGGAUAGCUAAAUUUAUGUAUAGAAUUGGCUAAAAAAAGUUAGAAAACGACGAGGAAGAAGAAGAAACUUUUGUCCUUGACCCAAACUUCAACAAAAACGCAAUUAAAGAAAAACUCAAAGCAAACUCCCAGAUCAUUGGUGGAGAGUUUAAGCUUGCGUCCCGAUUCAAAAGAGACGAUGCUUCAGAGCUGCGCAGUAAAUCAAUCAGAGACCCUUUAACGGGUAGCCCGGUCAUUGAAGAACACACAAGUGCUGCUAAUUCUCCAGAAAUAGAAGACUUCUCAAAUUCCAGCCCUCCUGAGCCACGCGAUUAUAAAAAUAUUUUCAUUACUGGAAAAGCCAAAAUCCCUGCAGAAAUUUUGGUUUCUAAAGAUAAAUUUGGCGUUAAGCUGAUCGAGGAAAACUUUAAUAAACUUGUUUAUGACUUUUUAUUGACUAUUUUUACAGACUGCGCCUUUUCUGUAGAAAACUUAUAUUGCUAUUAUAAUCCUUAUGACCAAAUUUUCAAUGGACUUAUAAUGGGAGAAAACGUGCCUAUCAGCAAAUGCUGCGAAGCCUCUAUUCUUUUAGUCUUAAGCCAAAAUUCAGGAGGAAAACUGAUUUGCACUUAUAGGUAUUGCAUUGUAAAAAAUAUUUGCAAUUUUAUAUUAACAGACACUUUAAGGAGUUUUUUAGCUGAGCUUAAUAGGAAAUUCCCGAAAAAAAGCAGGCCGGUAAGGAGCCUUACGCUUAGUUUCCAUUAUACCCAAAACAGAUCAUAUAAGAAAGUUAAUGAAAAAUUCCCGAUAACUAACAAACAGACAUCAUUGCCAAAAACAUCUAAAAGCUCGAAAACUGCUUAUAUUGGCUUUAAGACAUUAAGGGCUCCUAAAGACUCUCUUCCAAUACGAAUAAAUCCUCUCCAACAUAUUUUAGACCGAAACAAGUGCUUCAUGAACUCAACGGAGCUUUAA
Messenger RNA from Blepharisma stoltei, 1741 nucleotides. NCBI's taxonomy places the organism in Eukaryota, Ciliophora, Heterotrichea, Heterotrichida, Blepharismidae. The record is from the annotation of a GenBank genome assembly.